This is a messenger RNA of Cotesia congregata, 288 nucleotides long. NCBI's taxonomy places the organism in Eukaryota, Metazoa, Arthropoda, Insecta, Hymenoptera, Braconidae. The record is from the annotation of a GenBank genome assembly.
AUGACGGCUGAAAAAUUAAUUGAAAUUGAAAGUCUGAAUAAAGAAGCCCAAGAAUUAAUUCGAGAGAGUAUUGAAGCCCGAAAAAUGGCUUAUACACCUUACAGUAAUUUUAAAGUUGGCGCAGCUUUAAGGUGCAACGACGGAACAAUAAUCCGCGGAUGCAAUAUAGAAAAUUCAUCAUUUGCAGCUACCAUUUGUGCUGAGCGAACGGCAAUCUCCAAAGCGAUCUCCGAUGGGAAACUUAAAUUUCAAGCAAUCGCUGUUGCCGCUGACAUGACCCGACAAUGA